This is a messenger RNA of Notolabrus celidotus (New Zealand spotty), 2219 nucleotides long. RefSeq names its product aquaporin-4-like. Gene Ontology annotation, biological process: transmembrane transport. Gene Ontology annotation, cellular component: basolateral plasma membrane; plasma membrane. Gene Ontology annotation, molecular function: water channel activity. The coding region runs from base 360 to 1358 and encodes 332 amino acids. The transcript has 6 exons. Lineage: Eukaryota; Metazoa; Chordata; Actinopteri; Labriformes; Labridae. The record is from RefSeq and is a predicted model, not a curated record.
GCCAGAAGGGUCUUGAGCCAAUCAAAAGGCUCAGGACGCCACCUCAUAAAUCUUAUCUUACCACUUUAGUUUGGGUUUUUUUUCUUCUAUAUUAUAUUAGAUGCAGUCUACAUAUACAGAUGUCGAACUUCCUUGUUUGUUAGAAAUAAAUAAACGAUAACCAAAUCGAGCCUGACCUAGUGGAUACACUGAUGACAAAAAUGGAGGAAACACGUGUGCAGAAGGAAGAUUGAGAAGAGGGCUGCCUGGGCGAGCAACGACAAUAAUCCAGCAGAUCUCCAGACUCCUCCCCUCUCCCUGAGCUGGCUGUUUAAUUCCCGUGAGGUGAUGCCUGGUUAGUAACUUAAUAAAGCUGCUGGAUGCAAUCCCGGGGCACAAUGUGUGGAUCAUGUUCGUCUGACAGACCUGCUCUCUGCUCUGCUCCUGCUCUCACACUGCCUGCUGCUUUGCUGAGGUUCCUGUCCUGGUGUAACUGUCAGAGCAUAAUGGUGGCUUUCAAAGGAAUCUGGACCAAGGACUUCUGGAGGGCUGUGUCUGGAGAAUACCUGGCAACUCUCAUCUUUGUCCUCCUCGGUCUGGGCUCCACUAUCGACUGGGCUGCAGGGGAGGAGAAACCUCCACCAGCUGAUUUAGUCCUUAUCUCCCUGUGCUUUGGACUGAGCAUCGCCACCAUGGUGCAGUGUUUUGGACACAUCAGCGGGGGACACAUUAACCCUGCGGUCACUGCAGCUAUGGUAGUAACUAGAAAGCUCAGCCUGGCAAAGGGAUUGUUCUAUGUGGUGGCUCAGUGCCUGGGAGCAAUCACAGGAGCUGGGAUCCUCUACCUGGUCACUCCUGCUGGCUUGCGAGGCCCCCUCGGUGUGACGACAGUGAACUCAAACCUUUCAUUGGGUCAUGGCCUUCUUGUGGAGCUCCUCAUCACAUUCGAACUUGUCUUCACUGUCUUCGCCACUUGUGAUCCCAAACGCUCAGACCUGGGAGGCUCUGCUAGCCUCUCUAUUGGUUUAGCUGUAGCUAUUGGACACUUAUUUGCAAUCCCCUUUACAGGAGCCAGCAUGAACCCUGCUCGAUCCUUCGGGCCUGCAGUAGUCACUCUGAACUUUGAGCACCACUGGGUGUACUGGCUUGGACCCAUUCUUGGGGCCAUCAUGGCUGCAGGUCUGUAUGAGUACCUGUAUUGCCCUGACCCUGAGAUGAAGGAGAGGCUGAAGCAGGUCUUCCAGAAGGACCCAUCAGGGAAAUACCGGGAGGUAACAGACGAUCUGGCUAUCAAGCCGGGUUCUAUCUCUGACAUGGAGAAAGGCGAGAAAAAGGAUUCUUUCCAGGACUCGACAGGAGAAGUACCAUCUUCUGUAUGACUAUCACGUGCACUGGAAAUGGAGACCAAUCUGUAGAGCAGAGUGGCAAUCAAACUUUGGAGUAUCCAUCUCGAGCCUGCCCCCCCCCCCCCCCCCCCAUCUGACUUCAAAGACUUGAAAUCAUCCAAGCAGAAUAUGAUUUCUGUCCAUGAGGUGUCACAGAAAAAGGCUGAAUUACUCUCAUUGUCAUAAAGCUAAUAUGCUGUUAUGGCUCAAUCCCACAACCUGUUCAAUACUCCUCCUGAGGCCUUCUCUGAAUGAUUUUGUUGCAGUGUUGGCAUGCAGCGCACACAUUGCACCCCUCAGAACGACAGCAGCGCAGCAAUACAUCGGGUUGAGGAAAUAUGCGGAGAGGGUCGAGCAAUAACGAGGGGUCAUCACGCUGAAUUGGAGAAGUGAAGAAGAAAAUGCAGGCUUGUUAUUUUUGGAUUAGUGUCAUAGUUGGUCCACGUACUGUAUAUGUAAUAACAGCCAGGGAUUUUCCUUGUGAUCAUUAAGCACAUUACAAGUCCCAAGCAAUAUAAGACAGCUCAGACAAGCUUUAUCAUCAGAGCCAUGUUCCAGUGUUCUCUAUUUUCAGUGCAUUAGUCAGCGAAAAAAACAGCUCAUCUUUAUGGAAACACUCAGUCUGUCUCAACUUUUCCAGUUUCUUUAUUGUGAUAUGGUGGUUUUAUUUUUUUAUUUAAAUCAUUUUAAUUCUUAGAUGUUUUUAAUUUAUAGAUCUAGAUGUAGCUACGGUCUUAUUUCUCUUUGUGAUUUACAUAUUUCAUACUCAAGCAUUUUUUAAAGUAAUUUGCUGAUCUGUUGUUUGCCUAGAUGAAUUAGUGUUUAAAUAUUUCUUAUAUUCAAUGCUUAUAAUGU